This is a messenger RNA of Sitophilus oryzae (rice weevil), 5246 nucleotides long. RefSeq names its product histone-lysine N-methyltransferase SETD1 (gene Set1). The transcript has 25 exons. Gene Ontology annotation, cellular component: Set1C/COMPASS complex. Gene Ontology annotation, molecular function: histone H3K4 methyltransferase activity; protein binding; RNA binding. NCBI's taxonomy places the organism in Eukaryota, Metazoa, Arthropoda, Insecta, Coleoptera, Curculionidae. Bases 264 to 4982 code for a protein of 1572 amino acids. The record is from RefSeq and is a predicted model, not a curated record.
AAAUCGAGGUUAGGGAUUGUGUAGUGUUAAAAGCUCUAUAAAUAUUUCGUAAAAAAUAGUAGUUAUAGACGUUAAAAAAUACAUUUCUGACUUAAUAUCGUGUUAAUAAAUGUUCUUCUAAAAAUUCGCUUCAAAAUUGCUACAGUUUUAAAAUGCCAACAGUUUUAAAGUUUGAUCCCAGCUGAGAUUCUUUUGACCUCUUGUUUAUUUCUUGUUACUUUCGAAAUUUCGGAAAUAUAUUGCAGCCAAUACACAAUCAAGAAAUGAAUGGAAUGGAUCACCGUACUUCACACAGUGCACCACAAGGAAAGCCCAAAAAUUACAAACUCUUGGUUGAUCCAUUUUUAGUAAAGGGAACAUCAAAACUUUACAGAUAUGAUGGAGUUGUGCCCAAUGAUAAUACCUACCCUCCUGUCAGCUUACGAGAUCCACGUUCUCAUUUAACAAGAAUAUGGACAAGACUCGAAACAUUAGAUUUACCUGUUCCUAGGUUUAAAAUCGACCAUAAUUAUGUGGGCGAACCUCCAUCAAUUGAAGUAACAAUCUUUCAUUUAAAUGAUAAUGUUGAUAAGCAGUUUUUGAAAGAUAUAGUUCAAAAAUUUGGAAUAAUUGAAGAACUAUUUAUAUAUUAUCAUCCUGUUACUAAUAAGCAUUUAGGCAUUGGCAGGGUAGUUUAUGAAGAUGUAAAAUCGGCAAAACAAUGUGUAGAGAAAUUAAAUAAUACCAGUGUUAUGGGAAAAAUACUUGAAGUUUUCUUGGAUUCGUUUGGUCAAAAAUGUAAAGAAAAACAUGAAGAGUUAACUGCAGAAAAGAAACCUCCUCCAUCAGUUUUACCUCCCCCUGUAUGUCCUUCUACAACUGAAGAUACAUCUAAAAGGGACAAUGGGGAGAAAUUAAAAAAUGAUGAAGAUAGGUUACCAUAUGAUCCAGGUGAGGAUAAUUUUGAUGAUAGAAUCGUUUAUAAAUCGAAGGAUAAGGAAUCUAAACAUCAUGGCAAAUCUUCAGAUGAUUACACAGACAACUAUUCUCGUACAUCUAAGAAAGAUAGAGACACGCGUGACAGGGAAAAAGAUAAAGAUAAAGACAGAUAUGGAUCCUCAAGAAACUUUAGGGAUUUUUCAACACCUAGCAGUUCCGAUAUGGGCUAUGGAACCACGCCAAGUGAGUUUUCAACAAACUAUGGGUCAUCAGGAACAACUCCCUUACCAUAUGACUACCAUUCAGUGGGCUCAACGCCUAUGCCGCCGACAUCAACUUAUUCUUUUCCUCCAGCAUAUCCUCAUCUACCUGCGACGCCAUGGCCUAUACCCCAACCACAGUGGCCGCCACCUGAACCAUGGGAGAGGCCAACUUCUCUACCAGUAUCUAAGUGGCCUUCUUCUGAUAUUAGUAGAGAGAAAGAAAAGGACUGGGAACGAGAUAAGUUAAGAAGUAGAGAUAGGGAGAAAGAGAAAGAUAGAGAUAGGGAAAAGAAGAACAGACAUAGGAGUAAAAAGGAGAAGGAACGCGAAAAGGAGGACAAGACAUUGAAAGAGAAGGAGGAAGAAAAACCUUUAGAUCUCGAUACUAGAAUCGCAUUGUUACUCGAAAAAGGAACAGGCGGAAUGGCUCCACCAUUUUUGACAUUGGGCGUUGAUUCUGAUGAUGAUAAUCCACAUAAGGAUUUGAUUAAGGAUAUACCACCUUUACCUAAACCAUUACCCAUACCUACAUCCAUAGACAGCGAUGAUGAUCGGUCUAGCGUCUCAUUAAGUGAUAUGCCUAUAAAUCCAAUGGCUCCUGCCAUAGAUUUACCACCUAAAGACGAAGAAGAAUUACCUCUAUCAGUACCUCCUUCCCCUUUUCUGUCACAAGAAAUCUACUUAGAAUGCCACAAGUUUGCUCUUGAGCAGGCUGUAGUGGCUAAACAAAAGGACGCCUUAGAGACAACAGCUUUACUUAGAAAAGCACAGGAAGAAUUUAGUAAAUUAGGCAGUGAUAUUUCUUCAAGCGAAGAUGAAUUAAUAACAGGAGAGAAAAAUUACAGUCCAAUCGAUAAAAGAGAUUUUAAAAAUGAAUUUAAGUUUGAUAAGGAUGAUGAUCGAAUGAGUAUGUCAAGUUUAAGUAGUACAGAAGGUACAAAAAUUGAAGAGGUUAAACCUCAGCCACCUCCACAGCCGCCUAUUCAGCCACCUUUACCAUCUAGUAGUCUUGCGUAUCCGCCGAUUCCAGGGAUACCGUCAGGGGUGUAUCCCGGUUAUUCUUCAUAUUCAGGCUAUCCAAGCCAAGCAACAUCUUACGCGUAUUCUGCGCCCCCACCCGGACCUCAUCUAGCGUAUACCCCAGACUGGCGAUCGUUUUCUUAUGGAUCAACACAGCAUCCGUCCACUUAUCCUUACACCAAUCCGUAUUAUCCACCUUUUCAUCCUGCCGUGGCAUCUGCUGCUCCAUAUGGAUUUCCCUACCAACCAGUUCCGGGAGCAACUCCCAUUAGCAAUACCACUACUACCUUGGGCAGGAAAGAUCCUCAUGCGCCUACUAUCAACGGUGUUGUGGAACAGAUUACUCAGGAGCUGAAAAAUAUUUUAAAAAGAGAUUUUAACAAGAAAAUGGUUGAAAUGACUGCAUUUAAAAAGUUCGAAACGUGGUGGGAAGAUGAAAAUUCAAAGUUAACACAAACAAAAGAGGAGGUUGUAGAAAAACCUACUCUAACAAAAGACAAUGUGAAUGUUCUUUUGGAACAAAAUACUGACUUGUAUGGUGGAUAUGAUAAUAUAGGUCUUGGUUUACGAGCUUCUUUGCCAAAAAUGCCUAGCUUCAGAAAGAAGAAAAUACCAUCGCCGGUGCCAGUGGAAGAUGAAGAAUCUAAAGAUUUGUCAGAUCAAGAGGAAAUUGUUCGAGACGAUGACGAAGAUUCAGACUUUCGAAAAGGAGAGAACUCUAGUAGAUCUAGAAAAAUGUCGUCGAGUAGUUCUAGUUCCAGUUCCGGUUUUAGCUCUGAUGAUGAGAGUAGUUCAAGUGACGAAAGUUCCUCUGAUGACUCAGAACCGGAAGUUAAACAAAUCAACAGGAGUGACGAUACACAUAAAGAAGAAAAUGUUAUACCUACAUUUGAACCACUGGACGAUGGAAUCGUUGAGCGAAAUAAAACGCCAGUACCUAUGCAGAUUGAUACAGAUACACAAGAUGAUUUCCCAACAUCCGAGAAGCUUUCGCCAAUAUUACCUCUUAGUACAAAACCAAAAAGUAACUAUUAUAGUAUAUUUAAUAGUGACAGUGAUGAAAGUGAUACCGAACGAAUAUUGAUGGAACGAAGGCGAAAGAAUGACGAAUGGAUGGAGCAAAUUGAGAAGGAACGCCAAGAAAGAAAAGCGGCACAAAUGACUGAGAAAAUAGACAAAAUAGACAUAGUUGAAGACACCACAAACCAAGACGUAGUGAAAGAGAGAGAACCGUUCCCUAGUAAGUUCGGUAAAGAAGAAAUCGACGAUUCAGAAAAAUACAGUAACGAAAAGAUCUCAGAAGAACCAUUUACAAGAUUGGAUGAUGAUUCAGAAAGGAUUGAUGCUGAAGAUGAAGAAACCAAAAGUGCUAUUGAAGAGAGAUCUCUUGAAGAGUUGGAAGCAGAACGUGAUGCACUGUUACAGCAGGUUCGUAACCCCGAACCUCCUCUUGAACUAACAGAUUUGGAUGAUGAUAGUAAUAAGAUUAACGAAAAAAUAUCCAAGAAGGCAAAUGAGAAGUUACAAAUUAAAGAUGUUAAUGGUACCACCGACUUUAAAAGAAGACUAUCAGAAACUUCUGGAGAAAGUAGUCCGUCCAGUCAGGUGGCGAUUGAACAUUCUUAUUGUCUAUCAAGGCCUGAAGAAAAAGAAAAUAUAUCUGAAGAAUCUGCUCGUAAACUUGAAUUUUCAAGUGCAGACACGUUAGCUCACGAUCACGGUUAUACGAAUAAAGAAGCCCCCUUGCCAUUAGUACCGGCCGCGCCUAAACUUAAAAAAGAAAAACUUCCUAAACAACCGAGACCGAAGAAGCAAAAGCGAUUACAGGAAGUCCAAAAUACUUAUUAUGACAAUGAUCAGUACGACAGGAGGUACGCGGAUUAUUACGGAGUUCAUGAAAAUGUCGUUCAUAAAAUUAGGGAUGAAAUGUCUGAAUUUGGAGUAUUAUUUGAGUUCCUGACAAAAGGUAUUGAUAAAGAAGACAUUGAGUAUAUUAAAAGGUCGUACGAGGAACUUUUGGCUGAUGAUAAUAUGGGUUAUUGGUUAAAUGACACCCAUUGGGUGGAUCAUUGUUUAACCGAUUUAUAUUCAAGUCCGCCUAAAAAGAGGAAACGGGAAGAACGUACGCAUCUGACGGGCUGCGCAAGAACAGAAGGGUAUUAUAAAAUGACAGCUCACGAAAAAUCUAGGUACAAAUAUCACCAUGCCAAAGCACACGCAGUUACCAUGACAGCUGCUGCUCCUGCAAAACAAGGUUUAUCAAGAGAAGCUAGGUCAAAUCAGAGAAGGCUACUAACAGCAUUUGGAUCGGCCACCGAUUCUGAUUUGUUGAAAUUUAAUCAACUGAAGUUCCGUAAGAAACAACUCAAAUUUGCUAAGUCUGCCAUUCACGAUUGGGGUCUCUUUGCCAUGGAACCCAUCGCUGCAGAUGAAAUGGUGAUCGAGUAUGUAGGACAAAUGGUUCGUCAUAGUGUCGCGGAUUUAAGAGAACAGAAGUACGAAGCAACUGGUAUCGGAAGUUCGUACCUUUUCCGUAUUGACUUGGAAAACAUUAUUGAUGCUACGAAGUGUGGCAAUUUAGCCAGAUUUAUCAAUCAUAGUUGUAAUCCGAAUUGUUAUGCUAAAGUCAUCACCAUAGAGUCUCAAAAGAAGAUUGUUAUUUAUUCUAAACAGCCAAUUGGAGUAAAUGAAGAAAUAACAUACGAUUAUAAGUUCCCAAUAGAAGAAGAUAAAAUUACGUGUCUCUGCGGGGCCACAACCUGUAGGGGUACAUUAAAUUAAAUAGUAAUUCUUACAGUACAGUGAGUAUAUAUUUAUGAGUAUGAUGUAUAUAAACUGAUAUCUACCAAGAUGGAAUGUAAAAACUAUUUUGCAAGACUUUUUAUUUCAAAGAUAAGACUUUAUACAAUUUAAUUUCCUAGGAUAGUAUUUCUUGUGUUUUUGUAAAGUCUGUAAGGUCAGUGUAAGUAUUCGUGUCUGUGUUUAAAUUAUAAUUUUUUAAAUGUACAUAAAUAUUUGUAAAUAUAGAUUAAUAAUUUGUUUAUA